Molecule: messenger RNA, 1573 nt
Organism: Amborella trichopoda
Lineage: Eukaryota; Viridiplantae; Streptophyta; Magnoliopsida; Amborellales; Amborellaceae
Gene: MAN6
Product: Glycosyl hydrolase superfamily protein
Biological process (GO): polysaccharide catabolic process
Molecular function (GO): mannan endo-1,4-beta-mannosidase activity
Source: RefSeq, a predicted model, not a curated record
CCAUGAAUUCCCAGUCAGGACUAGUCCGUACUCCCCCCUCAUUUUCUCUCUCUAAAACUGUUUUGUUAACUAUGUUUCUCCUCUCUCUCUCCAAUAAAAUGAUCAGUGCAGAUGAAGAGUGGGCAAUGGUGCAAAGAAAAGGGAACCAAUUCAUGGUGAAAGAUAGGGCAUUCUAUGUUAAUGGGUUCAACACUUAUUGGCUCAUGGUGUUUGCGGUUGACCAGUCAACGAGAGGGAAAGUUAGUGACCUCUUUGAGCAAGCGUCUUCAGUUGGGCUCAGUGUUUGUAGGACUUGGGGCUUCAAUGAUGGAGGGUGGAGAGCCUUGCAAAAGUCGCCUGGUGUCUAUGAUGAGGAAGUUUUCAAGGGUCUAGAUUUUGUUUUGAGUGAAGCAAAGAAACACAAAAUUCGGCUCAUUUUAUCCCUCUCGAACAAUUGGGAUGCAUAUGGUGGGAAAGCUCAGUAUGUGAAAUGGGGAAAAGCCGGUGGCCUUAAUAUCACUUCUGAUGAUGAUUUCUUCUCCGAUCCAACACUCAGAAAUUAUUUCAAAGCCCAUGUUCAGAAAGUUCUCACAAGAGUGAAUACAAUCACAAAUGUUACAUACAAGGAUGAUCCCACCAUUUUUGCUUGGGAGUUGAUGAACGAGCCUAGGUGUUUAUCAGACCCUUCUGGAGACAAAUUACAGGUGUGGAUACAAGAGAUGGCAAUGUAUGUGAAGUCCAUCGACCCGCUGCACAUGUUAGAGAUAGGUUCCGAAGGAUUUUAUGGGCCUUCAUCUCCGGGUAGGCUGCAAUUCAAUCCCAACACCUUCUCCCAACAAGUUGGCACUGAUUUCAUAAGGAAUCAUCGGGCUCUUGGCAUCGAUUUCGCGUCUGUCCACAUAUAUGCAGAUACUUGGGUCUCACAAUCGAUCACCGACGACCACAUAACCUUCGUGAAAUCGUGGACAAAUGCUCACAUAGAGGAUGCCGAGAACGCCCUUGGCAUGCCCGUACUCUUCGCUGAGUUUGGGGUCUCAUCUCGAGACUCCGGCUUCAAUACCAGCUUUAGAGACAAUCUCGUCGCGACGGUUUACAAGCCGGUGCUUGAGUCCUCCAAAAGAGGGGGUGGAGGAGGUGGAGCCCUAAUAUGGCAACUCUUUCCUGAGGGGACUGAGUAUAUGGAUGAUGGUUAUGCUGUUGUUCUCUCUAAGGCUCCUUCUACUGCUACUAUCAUGUCCACACAGUCUAAAAGGCUUGACAUGUUCAGCUCCAGUUGCUCAUGGAGGUGGGGUUGUAAGAAAAGGAAGGAUGAUGAAGAUUUGCUAGACCAUGAUGAAUUGUGAGAGAAUUGGUCCAUAUGAUUUCAUGCGUUUGAUAGGGUUUUACUUUGUAUAGUUUAUUUGAUUGGUGUCUAUGUAAAUGUAUGAAAAUAGUGAAAUGAUAUUAUGGUGUGUGGUUGUGGUCUCUCUCUCUCUCAUAUCACAGUUUAUUUCAUGAUUUUAUCUCUUUGUCCAUAUAAUUAUUUGAUGGGUAUCUUUGUGUAAAUUCAUAAAAAUGGAGAAAUAAUAUUGUGGAGUGUGGUUGGGUUCUGUCU